Messenger RNA from Condylostylus longicornis, 5500 nucleotides. RefSeq lists its product as uncharacterized. The coding region runs from base 123 to 3971 and encodes 1282 amino acids. The record is from RefSeq and is a predicted model, not a curated record. Gene Ontology annotation, molecular function: RNA binding. The transcript is spliced from 8 exons. NCBI's taxonomy places the organism in Eukaryota, Metazoa, Arthropoda, Insecta, Diptera, Dolichopodidae. Gene Ontology annotation, cellular component: nucleus.
UGCAAAAUUAUUAUUGGAUUCUAAUAAUAAAAAUGGAAAAAUAAUAUUUUUAAAGGAAACUAUGCUUAGAAAGACUUAAAGUAUAAUAAGAAUUAUAAUAUAGUGAUUUUUUUUCGUCUAUUAUGCUCAGUUCUGAUUACCAUCGAUCAGACAAACAGAAAAAAUUUAUUGUUAAUAGUUUGCAAAAUUCAGAAUUUUCAUUACAAUCGCAAAAUAAUACACAGCAUUCCAAUUUAAUACAAUAUCAGGAUCAGUCGAACUCUUCAAAUUUUUCAUUUCAACAACAAAAUAAUACAACGAGUCAGAUAAAAGACGAUAAUAUUAAAAUAUAUGGGAAUCCGCCAAUUGUUUCACAAAAGCUUGGUCAAAAAUUAUUGUUUACUGCUGAUUUUGAAAUAAAUGAUGUACCCUUAAAUAUUAGGAAUAUAUUAACAAAGGGCCAAAUACAGGAUGAAAUUGGAAAUUUCUCAGGCACAUCAAUUUCAACUCGAGGAAGAUAUAUUUCACCAACGGAAAAGUGUCGUGACGAAAACAUAUCGAAAUCGGAUGCGACAGUUAAUAUUGGAAUACAACAGCAAACAAGAUCAUUAUAUCUAUUUAUUCAGGGAACAUCUCAACAUUCUGUCGCGUGUGCAGUAAGAAAAAUAAACGAAAUAAUUCAUAAUAAUUCUAACCGAAUGAAUAAGUUCAGCAAUAACAACAUAAUACAACAACCAUCUCAGGGUUUUUCCUCGAUGCAAAAUAACACGAUGGCGCCUGUACCAAACAUACUUACAAAUAUAAACUUAAAUCAACAAUCACAACAGCAACAGCAAGUUCAAACAAUACAAGCAAUACAAGAACAACAAAUAGCGGCACCUUUUUUUGAAAAAAUUAUAAUUGGAUUAGAACAUGCUCCUCCAGCUUUUAAUUUGCGUGAGCAAAUAAUUGGAAGCGGUGGUGCCAAUCUUGCUUAUAUACAAAAUGAAACCGGGGCAAUCACUCAAUUGCGCGGGCGUGGUUCCUUUAAUAUAGAUCCCAAUUUAGGUGUAGAAUCUCCGGAACCACUUCAUAUUUAUUUGGAGCACCAACGUCUUGAUGGUCUACAAGCUGCUAAACAAUUGACCAAAAAUUUAAUUGAAACUUUACAAAGUGAACUUGCGCAUUUUCAACAAAUAAAUGGUUUACCCGUAAAUCCGGGUCCCGUUGCAAACGGCACUAUAUCGAAUUCAAUUCCACCACAACAACAGCAAACACAGCUUAUCUGCGGUCAGUCUAAUAUUACACAAAGAUUACCACCCCAUCCACCAAUAUUAGCAGUUCCACCCCCUACAUUAAUUCAGCAAACACAUGUUGAGCAACCAAAUCAAACAGCCAUUUUACACCAAAAUUUUAUGCAGCAAAAUCAACCGCCACCACCUCCAACUUUGGGUGCUCCGCCACAAACCGUUCAAUCCCAACCAACUAUUAUACAUCAACAAAUCAUUCCACAAACAGUUCCCUUUCAAUUGCAGCAAAACAACAUGGUCCUUCAACAACACCCCCAGCAAACUACUGUUCUCCAACCUCCUCCAGGAACAACAAUCACAAAUAUACCACCACCAGGGAUAUCUAUACCAUUAAAGCCAGGUCAAUUAAUUCAAGUUCAACAACCACCACCUCAAUUGCCACAACUUAAUCAACCACCUCCAAAUGUCCAGUUACAAUCAGCAGCGUCUGGGACUCAGAUAGUGUUAAAUCAUCCACAAAAUUAUCAAUAUCAAUAUAUUCAACAACAAAUACCACAAACAGGGGAAGUUCAUAUGACUGGAAAUCAACAAAUGUCAAUUCAACCGGUUCAACCCAUAUAUCAAUCAGCACAACAGCAAAUUCAAGUUCAACCCACUGUAAUAGCAACAGGGAAUACUUCUCAAUUACAGCAUACUUUUGACCAGCAGCAGAUACGUCAAGCUCCCCCCCAAUUCCACACGCAGAUGAAUGGAACAGCAGGACAGCCGCAAUAUAUUGUACAGGGUAACACUGCUUAUGUGGUGCCUCAACAACAGACAACUAUUAUUCAUCAUCCUGCGAUCGCUACACAUCCAGGGCAAAAUCCACAAAAUAUUAUUUUCCAACAACCUCAUCAAAUUCAACAAAUUCCAGUUCAACAACCGAUAUCAAUCCAAAAUGUGCCACCACCAUCUGUUAUUGCACAAUCAAAUGGUCAAUUUCAACAGCAUAUCCAACAGCAGCAACAAAGAAUAAUACAACAAUCACAUCAAAAUCAACAGCGGCAAGUGCAACAACAGCAACAAGUACAGCAACAACAGUUAGCUGAGCAACAACAAAAUUCGCAAAAUACCCAGGAAUUAGGAGUCCAAUGCCAGACAGAUAUAAAAGAAGAAAUAAAAUGUGAGGAAAAUGGACCUUCAUCACCCUUAUCCCAAAAAACACCUGAAGAGAAUAAGUCGGACGAUGCUCAAUCGAAUGAUGAAUUAAAUACCGAAAUAACAAGUCAAACAACAACAUCUACCACAAAUUCUACGUCUAUGAUUCCGACUUCCAUUCAACAAAAUAUUUCUUUAAAUUCAAUUAGUGCCAUUAAUAUACCAACUAGCAGUCAAUUAUCAAACACACAGGGAUCAAUUACUCAACAUUCGCAUCCACAAACUUCAACUCAAGUUCAACAUUUGGUUGGUAAUGCGUUAAUAGCAUCAACCCCAGCAAUAGUAACUUCAACAGCGAAUCAAGUAUUAGCUACACAAAUACCUGUCUCAAUGCAGCAGAUGACACAAAGUGGCCAACACUUUGUCGUAAGUGCUGCUCCACAAAAUUUUCAAAAUAUGCAACAACCACUACAAGUUCAAUCAAUAAUGCAACCUGGAAUGAUUUCAAAUGUAACUGGAACUACUCAAACCAUUCAACAAGCUAUCCAACAAAUUCAACAUCCAAAUGGUAUUAUUCAAAACGUGCAUAUUUCUAAUGCUCCCUCCGGUCAUUCAGGAACAACAAUGAAUAUCAAUGCUAGUAAUCAACAAGCAGUUUCAUUGCAGUUGCAAUCUCAACCAGUUCAAGUACAAUUACAAUCUGUAAACCAAAUACAUAAUAUCGAUCAAUCAAAUGCAUCAGUUCAAAUUGGUUCACAAAUACAUAUUCCCCAACAACAACAACAGUUCAUAAUACAAAAUCAAAAUAUACAACAACAGCAAGUUGGAAGUAUAAUGAAUAUUCAACAACAGCAGCAACAAUCACAACAAACUUCCCAGACUUUGCUUACACAAUUUCAACAACCACAAUAUAAACACAUUCCUUUGUCUGAUCAACAUGUACGAAUGAUUGGCCAUAAAAGAAAAUUUAACGACGACGAGAUCGGCCCACCUAAUCAUCAACCCCGUAUGGGAAUAGGUCAACAAAUACGAAUGCCUGUUUCUAUGAUAAAUAUGGGAUCUCAACAUCAUCAGCAACCACCACCGCCACCACCUAUAACAAUGCCACAACCUGUUCAGAAUUCGAAUAAUAAUGAUCAAAGUGGUGGGAAUAAAAAUAAUGUUACAGAUGAAAUGAAUAAUCAAAAAUCUCAAACUGAUGUGGUACAACAGCAACAACAACAGCAGCAUGCUCAACAACGUCCGAAUUUUUAUCAUGAAACUUUUGAUAUGAAUGGACCACCACCAAGACCUUUACAAAGACAAAUGAUUCCUGGAGCCAUGCAACAACAUAAUGGUCCAAGACUACAAAGAUUUCAUCCAAUGAUGUCAAAUAGUGGCCCCGGAAAUUUCCAAAUGAGAUCAAAUUUUAGACAAAUGCCCCCAGAAAUUAUGGGUAAUCAAGGUCAUCAAAUGAGUGGAAUGCAUUCAAUGCAAAGAAUGAAUUUUAAUAAUAAUUCUACUGGUUUAGGUUCUCAACAGCAGCAGCAACAACAACAGCAGUCGCAGCAAUAUCGUAAUGAUUGCCAACCAAAUAUGAACGGCGGAAAUUAUGGACCUAAUCCCCGUUUUAGGGGACAAUGGUAAACAAAAAAAUAAAUUUUGUCAUUUUAUUUUAGUCUCUUUCUAUAAUUUCUAAUUAUUUUAUUGCCUGAAACUGAAAAAUUAAACAUUUAAUAGCAACAGUAUGGCAUAGAAUUAAUAUUUUUAAUUUAGCUUGAACUCAAUUAAUUAAGUAAUUUAAGAAAUUGAUUUGAAAUUAGUUAAAAAAAAUAUUUCAAUAGACUUGAAAUUUAUUUAAAAUAUAUUUUAAAUUAUACUUAUUACUAAGUAGAUGUUAAGAAUAAAAAAAGGGUAUAAAAAUAUAAUUGAUAUGCUUAUAGAAAGAAUAUUAGCAUUAGGAUUAAAAUUACCCAAUUUUGAGUGUUGAUUGAAAAAAUUUUAUAGUACGCAUACAUAUACAAUAACUUUUAUAAAAUGUAUUUAUCAUUAUUAUAUAUGUACAAACAUAUAUUAUUAAAUUCAUUAUAUGUGUAUAAAAUAUAAUAUUACUUAACCACAUUGAAUGUCCAUUAAUUUUUUACAUAUUUAAAAAGGGUUAAAAAAAGUAUUUUUUUUUAAACGAUUGAUUUUUAGAUUGAUAGUUCAUAUUGCAUGUAUUUAUGAAAAUUCGAAUAAAUUAAAAUAAAAGAAUUAAAAAAGUCAAUAAGAAGCACUAACUGAGCUGUGAAUGAAUAUAAAAAGAAUAAUAAAAUUAAUAUAAUUCAUAAUUUUAAUUUAUGAAAAAUAUUUUGAAAAUUGCAUCUAUGUAAGCCUGUUAAACAAUAUUAACAUAAGGCAAAACUGCAUACAUUAAUUUUUAUCAAUAACAAUGCUUCCGCGAUCUAAUAUGUAUUAAAUUUCUUUAAAAAAAUAGUUUUUAUAUAUAUGGAUAUUAAUAUUUUACUGAUGUUUAUUAUUAUCAAAAUUGUAUAUUGUCAGGAAUAUUUUCAAUGUAAAUUAUAAAAUAUCUUGUUGCUAAAUAGUGGUUAACAUUUAUAAAUUUUAUUAUCAAUUGUUUGAUAAAAAUUUAUAUAUUAAUUUUAUUUAAUUGCAUAUUUCUUUACAUGUGCUGCUUUUACUUGUACAUUUUGACAAAUUUUGAAUUAAUAAUGUAUGAUUUUUUUCUUGUAUGAAUACUUAAAUUCUAAGUCAUUUUUUUUUUAAUUUAAUAUAUUAUGUAUGUAUGUGUAUUUAUUUAUGUAACACGAAAAUAUUUUUUAUAUUAUUGAUAAGAAUUCUAAUAUGGAAAAAUAAUAUUCAAAUAUUUUGUUCUUCCAUAAUUAAAUUGAUUAAAUCAAAUUUAAGUUCUUUACACAUAAGUAUAUGCUCAAAAAUGAAUUUCAGGAAAUAAAUCGAAAAAUAAUUUUUUUUUAUAAUUAAAUACUUACUUAUAAGUGAUUUUAAUAGUUUUAUUUUUUUUUAUAAUAAAAUUCUUACCUGUAAGUGCAUAUUUAUAUUAACUUUUCAUUCUGUUUUUCUUUUUUCAAAACUGUAGAAAAUUAUCAUAAUUGCAUAAUUAACUCAAAAUCAAUUAAGAUAAACAUACGUUUAAUUCGAUUAAAGCGAAAAUUUUU